Messenger RNA from Phlebotomus papatasi, 1614 nucleotides. RefSeq names its product F-box only protein 28-like. The record is from RefSeq and is a predicted model, not a curated record. Gene Ontology annotation, biological process: protein polyubiquitination. The transcript has 4 exons. Gene Ontology annotation, molecular function: protein binding. NCBI's taxonomy places the organism in Eukaryota, Metazoa, Arthropoda, Insecta, Diptera, Psychodidae. Bases 137 to 1162 code for a protein of 341 amino acids.
UUUCGCCACAACAACUCCCUCUGUGUGAAUAUAAUCGAAGUUUUGCCUAUUUUUUUACUUCGGAAAAUUAUAACGUGAAAAUUUCUGAUUCAUAAAAAGGGACGUGUGGAAUUUUCUGGAGUGUUUUUGUGACAAGAUGAACAUCCUUCAUCUCCCAGACUGCAUGAUAGCUCAGAUAUUUGAGCACAUGCCCUACGACGAAGUGGCAAAGAAGCGUCUGGUCUGCAAGAGAAUCGAUGCUAUUUGCCAGAGAAUCCUCAAUCGUGGCUUCAUGAAGAUGAUUCGUCUCCAUGGGAUAAAUAUGAAGAAAAUAAAAUCCAAGCUGCCAAGAAGAGAGUCCGAGAGAAGGAAUCAUCCUCUGGCACGUCACUCGGACAUUCUCACAUGCAUCGAGACACGGAUAUCCAUGCUGACCAUGACUUAUGGGAAGUACAUUGAAGCCAAACUGUGCUGCUUCAUUCCCGGAAAAGUAAUUGAUGAAGUACUUCGUCUGUUGCGUCUGGUGCAGGAGACUACACUCCAGGUGCGCUCGCAUGAAAUCCUGCAGGAGCUGCGAGAUAUCUCCUCAAUGGCCAUUGAGCAUUUUGACGAGAAAAUCUGCAUGGCCCUGAAGAAAACCUUCAUCGAAACGACAAAGCAGAGACUCCCACCUGCAUCCAACUUCACGCAAAUCCUUACGGAAUCCGUCCUCGUGACUGACUUCAACAACGCCCGGCAGAGUAGUGGAUCGCAGUCGCCGCAGUGCGUGGUGAGGAAUCGUCAGGAUUGUGCUACAGCGCGCAGGAAUCGCUUGUCCAUUGCCAAGAUGCAGAGUCACUACAGCAAAGCCAUGAAUAAAGUCAAUCGACUCGUUAAUCUACAGAAUAAACAGGUGCGUCAGUUGCGUGUCUAUGCGACGGCCAUGAUGGAAAUGAAGACUCAGAUAGCCGACUUGAGGCGGCGUCUGGAUGAGUCAGAGGCCAAGAACCGCGAAAUCUCUGCCAACAUCAGUCAGAUAAAGGACACAACGGGACAAAUCCCACAAAAUACACCAAUUCGUACGGGUCACAUAAAGCCCCGAAUGGCUACCAUCAUCCUCAAGAGACGGAUCUCCGGAAACUCCACAGCAGUUCAUGAACCCGACGACGAAGGAGAGUGCUCCAAGAAACCUCGUACAGAAUGAAGAAGAAAGUUAAGGAGUUUGAUGAUCUGGAAUGGGAACGACAAGGAGGACAAUCGAUGAAGGAUGUCUCAAUCCACUGAGCUGCUCUAUUUAUUCUGCACGCUUUUUACUUAAAUUUGCGUGCGCUUCACUGGCAACUGCCACUUAAAGUAUUCGAGUAUUUAUGAACUGAUACACAAGAUUCUCCUCCCGUUCCCGUAAAACUUUAAAUCCACAAAUAAAGUAAUAUUAUAAUAAACAUUAAAUAUAAAAAUAAUAAUUUUCACUAAUCCAGUUUUCUUAUUUUCAUCGAAAUAUCGAUUUGAUAUAUUGAAUGAAAAUUUUUCGCGAUGAAUUUCAGUAGAUUAUUACCUAUGUAAUAGUAAAUAAAAUUGUAUUUUGUAAAAAAAAUAACAGGUACGACAUACUACAACUUUUGUUGGAUAUCUAAUAAAAAUUAUGUCCUUAGAAAA